AUGUUAAACCUUGAGGAAUUACAGGAAAAGUUCUGCCCGCCCCUGGAGUUCUCCCUAGUAGAGAAUAUGUUCAAUGAGCGAAACGACGAUGACGAAUGCAUAUGUACUCUUAUGGUACUUGCGGACAAUGUGGAAAGCAUUAAUGCUGAAACAGACGACGACGACGAUUCUGUGAAUUCAGAAGAAACUAACCAUUUUUUUGGAACGAGGAGCAAUGGAAAGGCAAUCGCCAAUGGUGAAGUGAAUGUCGAAGAAACAUACAUUACUUUGAACGGAAACGAGGUCUUUAUCGGACAUGACUUGUCGGUCGCGAACAGUUCCGUGGAGAACUUGGAGGGAAACUUCCACAGGCUGGGAAUUUCUGAAGGAUCUGAUUCAGGAUGUAGUAUGAGUACCACGAGUGAGGAAAUGGCGCCCAACGAAGAGACCGAGCGGCUUGAGAUCUCUAAGGAAGAAAAAGAUAACGAAUCUAUGUUUCUGAAAGAUUGUUUCCCUGAUAUUUGUUCCGAGAAACUGGAAGAAUUACUGAGAAAGUAUUGUGUCGAAGGGGCUUUGGAAAUUUUGCUCGCGGAAAUAGAUCAACGAGAAAUAGAUCAACAAGAAUUUCCGGUUAUUGCGUUGACGCCAUCGAAGGGGAAAGACAAACUUGACGUGGAAUCACGAGCACAACAUCGGAAGAAGAAGCGGAAAAAACAACGGCAGCGUGCUCCUCAGAAGAAUGCAAACGUCCAUGAGCUCUCUUCGACACGUUCAAACAUUUUUCCGGAAAUACCAGAAGCAACGGUAUCGCAUGUGUUUCAUGCAAAUAAUCGUAACGUAUUGGAAACAGCUAAAGAGUUGUACAACGACGCGCCAGUAGGCUUUGCUGUCAAGCAAGAACAGUUCGAUAAAGAUCUAGCCGAGUUGAUUAGUAAUUUCUACGAUCAUGAUGUAGACCUACUGCAGAAGAUUCUGGUAAUAACUAGAGGUGAACUAGAGAAGGCGAUCGAUCUGAUGCUCCUCAUCGAUGAUGAUACCAAAAAUGGUUCCCGAACAUGGAGUCAAAUCGCAGGGUCAUCAACAUCUCCCAGUAAAUCUUCAAAUAUUCGUGAAAUUUGGGUAAGGGAGGAUGACUGGAAGCAAAAUGCUAGCUCUGGUAAGGUUAUAAGUGCCUCACAGGCUUACGAUAGGGACAAAUCACGAUCUCGUCGUCUUUACGACGACGACGAAGAAAAACGGCGCAAACGAGACGAAGUAUUCCGUCAUGCUGCCGACGUGUAUAAGAAGACUAGAUAUCGCAAGCGAAAUGAAGUUUAUGGCUACCCGGAUCAAGGACGUGCGUAUGAUGCGAAGAUGAAGGAGUGGAAUUUGCUUGCUGCUAAAGCACAAGUCCGUCAGAAGAGCAAGGCGAGAGGAAAUCCCAACUUUGUAGAUUUGCACGGAUUGACUGUUAACGAGGCUUUGGCCGUGGUGAAAGAAGAACUGAAACGUUGGUCUUCGACACCUAUGCGACCAGCAUCCAACAAAAAACCCCUAGAAAUCAUAACUGGGGCGGGUAACCAUUCACACAAUAACGUACCAAAGCUUUGGCUCGAGGUCACAGAUUAUCUAGAAGAGGCUAAUUGGGAAUUUAAGAAAGAUAGGGGUUCUUUCGUUGUGCGGGGACGAAAGGAAUCUUCGUAA
Messenger RNA from Paraglomus brasilianum, 1662 nucleotides. NCBI's taxonomy places the organism in Eukaryota, Fungi, Glomeromycota, Glomeromycetes, Paraglomerales, Paraglomeraceae. The record is from the annotation of a GenBank genome assembly.